GCCGCCGCCUCUUGCCCGCUUCCCCUCGCCUCGGGGGGAAAGGUCAGCAGCGUCCUGGAGCCGCCGUGCCCUUCCCCGACAGCCAUGAAUUGCAGCGAGAGCCAGCGGCUGCGCACCCUCCUCAGCCGCCUGCUGCUCGAGCUGCACCACCGGGGCAACGCCAGCGGCCUGGGCGCCGGCCCCGGCCCGAGCAUGGGCAUGGGGGUCGUGCCCGACCCGUUCGUGGGCCGCGAGGCGACCAGCGCCAAGGGCGACGACGCCUAUCUCUACAUCCUGCUCAUCAUGAUCUUCUACGCCUGCUUGGCCGGAGGCCUCAUCCUGGCCUACACCCGCUCCCGCAAGCUCGUCGAGGGCAAGGACGAGCCGGCCCAGGCCUGCGCGGCGCACGAGUGGGCCGCCGCCGACGCCGAGACUGCCGCCGGCUCGCUGGCCGCCGCCAGCCGCCAGCUCGCCCCCGGGGCGCCUACCACCCCGGCCACGGAGGGGGUCUAGACCCGCCGCUCCGCUUGUCCCUCGCGCGCGCGCGCCCUCCUCAGCUGCCGCGUCCCCCGCGGGCGCGGCGCCCGCCUGCUCCUUUCCUUCCCUUCCAGGCGCCGCCUCACCUGAGGCCCAGACAAGGAAAGGCCAGCAGACCUUGUCUGACAGGCUCUGGAAGAAGCACCCCCUUACCCAGCCCAGCCAGGUUUCUCCCUCCUCUCCCUCCUCUCCCCACCCCCUAUUCCUUCCCCCCGCCCCGCCCCGCACACCCAACUGCACUAAACUGCCUCUGCUCUCUUGUCUUCAGACAGCCCAGACAGCACGCUCCAGCCCUCUGGGAAACUGAAUCCACAACGUCCAACACCUGGCAUUGAAGGGAAGCCCUGAAGUCCAUCAGAACUCUGGUCCGUCUAACGGGCAGCUGCUCCAGGGCCUGCCAGGGACUGCUCGCUCUGCAGAGCCAGCGGGCUUGCCAUCGCUGCCAGGCGGGCCACAGCAGCUCCAGCUUCUUGUUGCCUUAGGGACCAAGACAAAGAAACUCAAGAGACCUCAGACAUCUUUCCCCUCCCUCCCUCUUGCCGCAGGGAGCUCCCAGGACACUAGGACCAGUCUGUGGGCUAGGAUGGACUCAAUGGGGACUGAAGGGGGAGGGAAGCUCAAGGGCAGGGGAAGACCUAUGACCCCAACUGUAUGGCUUUCUUGCAUCCAGUUGUCAUCCCAAAGGUAACUUGCCCGAUUUUGAGCAGCUCUGCCGUCUUCUGAUGUGGGUAACCACGGCUAGGUGUAUCCGCUCUGUACCUGCAAAUGCCCCCCCACCCCCACCCCCGUGUGGAUUCAGUUUUUACCGCAGCUGUCUGCUUCUUGUAUGGAACACGAGGCUCAGACGUUUGCCUCCUCUGUAAUCUGGGGAAUGUCAGAGGCAGGUAAUAAAUGUUGUUGAAGCAAUAA
Messenger RNA from Mustela lutreola (European mink), 1425 nucleotides. RefSeq names its product potassium voltage-gated channel subfamily E regulatory subunit 5 (gene KCNE5). The transcript has a single exon. The coding region runs from base 85 to 492 and encodes 135 amino acids. The record is from RefSeq and is a predicted model, not a curated record. Gene Ontology annotation, cellular component: membrane. Gene Ontology annotation, molecular function: potassium channel regulator activity; voltage-gated potassium channel activity involved in ventricular cardiac muscle cell action potential repolarization; transmembrane transporter binding. NCBI's taxonomy places the organism in Eukaryota, Metazoa, Chordata, Mammalia, Carnivora, Mustelidae. Gene Ontology annotation, biological process: negative regulation of delayed rectifier potassium channel activity; membrane repolarization during action potential; potassium ion export across plasma membrane.